Molecule: messenger RNA, 675 nt
Organism: Trichophyton rubrum CBS 118892
Lineage: Eukaryota; Fungi; Ascomycota; Eurotiomycetes; Onygenales; Arthrodermataceae
Exons: 3
Coding region: 1-675 (224 amino acids)
Molecular function (GO): acetyltransferase activity
Source: RefSeq, a predicted model, not a curated record
AUGGUCCAACCAACGGAACCCAGUUCUGAAAACCUUACAGAGCGGCAGAAGAUGCUCCGGGGAGAGCUGUACACAGCAUUCACAGCCGAUCUGAUAGCAGAGCGGGAGAGAAGCAAAGCUGCCUGUGAUAGAUUCAAUAACGCGGGCGAAGUGACUCGUAGACGCCGUGUGGAGUUAUGGAGGGAUAUAGUGUGUGAUAAACGUCCUAUGCCACCACAAGCUGCCACCCAAGAAGAAGAUGAUGCCCUCUUUGAGGAUGAUCCUUGGGUAGAAGCCCCUAUACGAACUGAUUAUGGCUGCAACUUUAAGGUCGGAGAGGGUGCAUUUAUCAAUUUUAACUGUAUUGCACUGGAUACCUGUCUGAUCACCAUUGGUGCCAGGACAUUGUUUGGGCCUAAUGUGAAUUUAUAUGCCGGUAGUCACCCAUUAGAUCCUGCUGUUAGACGAGGGACGAAGGGACCAGAGUUCGGUAAAGAGAUUCAUAUCGGCGAGGAUUGCUGGAUAGGUGGAAACGUCACUGUUCUGCCAGGUGUGACCAUUGGCGAUGGUGCUACUGUCGGCGCUGGAAGCGUGGUGACCAAGGAUAUCCCGGCCUUUCAUGUCGCAGCAGGAAAUCCAGCCAGAGUUAUCCGCCGAAUAGAGACUGACAUGGAUCCGUCACAAAAAAAAGAAUAA